Molecule: messenger RNA, 3706 nt
Organism: Oncorhynchus kisutch (coho salmon)
Lineage: Eukaryota; Metazoa; Chordata; Actinopteri; Salmoniformes; Salmonidae
Gene: elp4
Product: elongator acetyltransferase complex subunit 4
Exons: 10
Coding region: 302-1414 (370 amino acids)
Biological process (GO): tRNA wobble uridine modification
Cellular component (GO): elongator holoenzyme complex; transcription elongation factor complex; cytoplasm
Source: RefSeq, a predicted model, not a curated record
GGGGGAAAAAAGCAUGGCGGCCCCCAAGAUGAGCGUGGGUAAACCCACCGCGGACCGUUUACCGUGCAAUACCACCAGUUUUCAGAAGAAAUCACGAAGCAAACUAGUUUCAAUACCUGGCACAAGACCUUCGAUUCAAAACGGGCAACUUAUUGUUUCGACUGGUGUCACAUCUCUCGACUACGUGAUUGGUCAGUCUGCCACGAAUGUGUCGACAGCUAGCUAACGCGAGUUUAGCUUUUUCUGAUUGAUUAAACUAUAUAACAAUAAUAAUUGUUUUAAUUUAGUUAGUUUUAAAGGAAUGUUGUCACUAUUCAACUGCAUGUCUUCAACCACUGAGUCGCAUGAAGGUGGUGGUUUAGCAGUUGGAACCCUUCUACUCAUAGAGGAGGACCGAUAUGACAGCUACUCUCGUAUGCUGCUCAAGUACUUCCUGGCAGAGGGGGUGGUGUGUGGACAUGAACUCUACGUGGCGUCUGCUCUGGACCACCCCAAUGACAUCCUACAGGAACUCCCCGCCCCCAUCCUGGAUGACAUCGCCAGCCCCAAAACAGAGGACCAGGCAAAGUCAUGUGACCCUGAGAGUCAGGACGCCAUGAAGAUCGCCUGGCGCUACCAGCACCUGCCAAAAGUACAGACGGCCCUGGCGUCCUCGUCGAGGUUCGGACACUACUACGACGUCUCCAAGACAAUGGACCCUGAGAUCUGCCAGGCGGCCAGGUGCCACGGCUUCUACCUUCCAGAACACUCCACCGCUGUGACAUCACCCACCGCCACCACCCCCGGCCAGAGCCCUAUGCCAGAGACCUACUCCUCUCUGCUGAACAAUCUCCAGGAGGUCAUCCACAGGGAAGGCUUUGAUGGAACUGUCCCCCAGACCAAGUCACGGAACAUCCUACGGAUCGGGCUGCACUCCCUCGGCUCCGCCCUGUGGGAUGACGACCUGUGUUGCCGUGAAAACCCAAGCCAUGGCCACGCCCUCACCACUUUCCUUUACGGCCUCCGGGCCAUGCUGAGGUCAUCGCUCUCUGUUGCCGUGGUUACCGUGCCCUCACACCUCAUCCAGAACAGAGCUCUGAUGGGCAAUAUAACCAGGUUGUGUGACACGGCCAUCGCUCUAGAGUCCUUCAGAGGCUCAGAGAGAGAGACCAACCCCCUGUACAAAGAUUACCACGGUCUGCUAGAUGUACGUCAGCUGCCCUAUCUGAACUGCCUGGUGUGUGAUCUGCCCGACAACAAGGACCUGGCCUUCAAACUCAAGAGGAAGCAGUUCUCCAUUGAGAGACUACAUCUGCCUCCAGACCUGUCAGAGACAGUGAGUCGUGUGAGCCGGGGAGAGCUGACAGGGACAGCCAUUCUGGGCUCCUCAGGCUGUGGCUCCGGCUCCACUGGCAACAGACAUCUGGACUUCUAGAACCCCCCUCACCAUUAUCACCACUGGCAACAGACAUCUGGACUUCUAGAAUCCCCUCACCAUUAUCACCGCUGGCAACAGACAUCUGGACUUCUAGAACCCCCCUCACCAUUAUCACCACUGGCAACAGACAUCUGGACUUCUAGAACCCCCUCACCAUUAUCACCGCUGGCAACAAACACCUGGACUUCUAGAACCCCCUCACCAUUAUCACCGCUGGCAACAAACACCUGGACUUCUAGAACCCCCUCACCAUUAUCACCACUGGCAACAAACACCUGGACUUCUAGAACCCCCUCACCAUUAUCACCGCUGGCAACAAACAUCUGGACUUCUAGAACCCCCUCACCAUUAUCACCGCUGGCAACAGACAUCUGGACUUCUAGAACCCCCCUCACCAUUAUCACCACUGGCAACAGACAUCUGGACUUCUAGAAUCCCCUCACCAUUAUCACCGCUGGCAACAGACAUCUGGACUUCUAGAACCCCCCUCACCAUUAUCACCACUGGCAACAGACAUCUGGACUUCUAGAACCCCCCUCAACAUUAUCACCACUGGCAACAGACAUCUGGACUUCUAGAACCCCCCUCAACAUUAUCACCACUGGCAACAGACAUCUGGACUUCUAGAAUCCCCUCACCAUUAUCACCGCUGGCAACAGACAUCUGGACUUCUAGAACCCCCCUCACCAUUAUCACCGCUGGCAACAGUCAUCUGGACUUCUAGAACCCCCCUCACCAUUAUCACCGCUGGCAACAAACACCUGGACUUCUAGAACCCCCCUCACCAUUAUCACCGCUGGCAACAGUCAUCUGGACUUCUAGAACCCCCCUCACCAUUAUCACCGCUGGCAACAAACACCUGGACUUCUAGAACCCCCUCACCAUUAUCACCGCUGGCAACAAACACCUGGACUUCUAGAACCCCCUCACCAUUAUCACCGCUGGCAACAAACACCUGGACUUCUAGAACCCCCUCACCAUUAUCACCGCUGGCAACAAACACCUGGACUUCUAGAACCCCCUCACCAUUAUCACCGCUGGCAACAAACACCUGGACUUCUAGAACCCCCUCACCAUUAUCACCGCUGGCAACAAACAUCUGGACUUCUAGAACCCCCUCACCAUUAUCACCGCUGGCAACAAACAUCUGGACUUCUAGAACCCCCUCACCAUUAUCACCGCUGGCAACAAACACCUGGACUUCUAGAACCCCCUCACCAUUAUCACCGCUGGCAACAAACAUCUGGACUUCUAGAACCCCCUCACCAUUAUCACCGCUGGCAACAAACACCUGGACUUCUAGAACCCCCUCACCAUUAUCACCGCUGGCAACAAACAUCUGGACUUCUAGAACCCCCUCACCAUUAUCACCGCUGGCAACAAACAUCUGGACUUCUAGAACCCCCUCACCAUUAUCACCGCUGGCAACAAACACCUGGACUUCUAGAACCCCCUCACCAUUAUCACCGCUGGCAACAAACAUCUGGACUUCUAGAACCCCCUCACCAUUAUCACCGCUGGCAACAAACACCUGGACUUCUAGAACCCCCUCACCAUUAUCACCGCUGGCAACAAACAUCUGGACUUCUAGAACCCCCUCACCAUUAUCACCGCUGGCAACAAACAUCUGGACAUCUAGAACCCCCCUCACCACAUUGUCAACUGUUUCCCUGCCAACCGUUAUCUCCCGCCAAUCUUUUCCCUUCAACUGUCCAAGUGGCCUAGCAGCCUCCUUCCUUUACUAGGACACUUUGACAUUUGAUAUUUUAGUAAAUGCUAUUGUCUAGAGCGACUUACAAUAGGUGUAUUGAAGUAAGGAGCCAGCGACACUCCAUCCAAGCCCCUCUAUGUAACUCUGUCAUCUUGUUGUGACUGGGCCUUUCUCAGGGAGAGAGAGAGAGAAGGUGGGGGGAUCAUUUCAACGGGAUAUCUGUAAUGAAACACAAGAUACACCUUUCUGCUAUUUCACUAUUCUGCUAUUUCCUCAUCCUGCUAUUUCCUCAUCCUGCUAUUUCACCAUCCUGCUAUUUCACCAUCCUGCUAUUUCAUCAUCCUGCUAUUUCACCAUCCUGCUAUUUCACCUUUCUGCUAUUUCACCAUCCUGCUAUUUCACCUUUCUGCUAUUUCACCAUCCUGCUAUUUCACCUUUCUGCUAUUUCACCAUCCUGCUAUUUCACCUUUCUGCUAUUUCACCAUCCUGCUAUUUCACCUUUCUGCUAUUUCACCAUUCAAUCAAAGGAAUCUUGAAAAUAUGUUUUUUGAUAAGUUGAAUAAAUGUGUAUAAAUCUA